CAUUAACUCAGCUUGACCAAACUACAGACACGUUAUUUGAAACUAUUGAGUUAGAUUCAAGUACUAAAGUAAUAGUUAUUAAAAAAUUAAGGGUUACUGUACAAGCAAUCCAAGCAGUAUCAA
Racocetra persica is the source of this 123-nucleotide messenger RNA. The record is from the annotation of a GenBank genome assembly. NCBI's taxonomy places the organism in Eukaryota, Fungi, Glomeromycota, Glomeromycetes, Diversisporales, Gigasporaceae.